Molecule: messenger RNA, 1116 nt
Organism: Scutellospora calospora
Lineage: Eukaryota; Fungi; Glomeromycota; Glomeromycetes; Diversisporales; Gigasporaceae
Source: the annotation of a GenBank genome assembly
AUGAAUUUUGAAACAUCUACUCCUGUAAAAAGACAAAAUCAGUUUAUUGCAGAGAAUAAAAAAUUUUCAAGAUUUUUAGAUAGAAAAAGUGAAACAUAUGAGGAUCCAAAUUAUGAGUAUGCUCUUUUAGACAAUAGUCAUUCUGAUGUACAAUUUGAGUUUUCUUGUAAUUCAACUAGUACAAUUACAUCAAAAACUAGUAAUUUAGUUGAAAGUGAAAAUUUUACUUUUACAGAAGGCGAAAAUUUUACUUUUACAGAAGCAGUAUUAAAUUUUAUUAAGGUAUAUUCAAAUUCAAAUUUAGUUGAGAAUGAUAAUCUUGAAAAUAAUAUUGAUUGGCUGAAUUCUGAAAUAGACUUUGUAUCUGAAGUUAGAUCUAACACUAAUGAUAGUCAUAUAACAGAUUUUGAUAACGAAGAGUUAGAUAUAGAAAUUAGUAAUCAUCAAACAGAUGAAGUUUUAGAACAAUGUAUUGAGUUAGAUUCUCUAACUAUUAAUUGUAUGAUAAAACAAAACCAACUAAAGAUACUAGAAACUCUUAGCAUAUGUAAGUUACAUUUUAAUUUUGAUAAAGAUAGUUUACAUGAACAUGGUAGAAGAUAUGAAAUACAUUCAUGGACUGUGCUAGGGCAAAAUAUAUAUUUAUCAUAUAUAGGUUUAAAAAAUUGUCUUGUAUUUAAUAGUGAAUUAUUAAUCAAACAAGCAACAAAUAAUACACAAUGUCAUUUUAUUUGUUCAGAAUAUUUUAUACUAGAGGGUGGUCAUUUUUAUCAAUACUGUAAAAGAGGAAAAACUAAUUUACCUAAAUCAUAUGCAGAUAUUUAUACCAAAGACAAUUCAAAGUCAUUGGAAUUAAUAGGUAGAUGGUUACUUAGUAUAGCAAAUACUGAUAAUAAUCAUAUAAAAAAUAAAUUAUUUAAUAAAAUAACAAAUGCACUCAUUAAUGUAUUUAAAUUAAAUUAUGAAAAUAAUCAAUCUGAAACUAAUAACAUUGAACCACCAAGUCAAUUACUUUUGAAAAUAACAUUACAUUUUCAAAAUAAUAAUAUUAAUAAACUUAAUAAUCAAGAACAUAUCAGUAUAAUGAUUGAAAAACAACUUGAACAGUUUGGCUAA